Molecule: messenger RNA, 1566 nt
Organism: Parathielavia appendiculata
Lineage: Eukaryota; Fungi; Ascomycota; Sordariomycetes; Sordariales; Chaetomiaceae
Exons: 1
Coding region: 1-1566 (521 amino acids)
Source: RefSeq, a predicted model, not a curated record
AUGGGUUCGUCGGCCGAGGACACGUUCAAAGUCAUUCAAAAGACACUCGAGCCAUACAUUCGACCACGGGAAGAAGUCACGCAUAUAAGGCAGAUCCUGGCUGUGCACCUCGAUUCAUGUCUUGACGAUGAAACUGCAGGCGAGCCUUUGGCUCUCAUCGAUGCUAGAAGCCCCUGCUCUUCUUCGACAGCACGUGGCUUACAGAAAGAGUAUCUCGAGGCGUUGAACGCAAACAUCGAGGCCCGCAAUGAGUUUGCUGCAUGCUGUCGCGUGCAGGAAAAGCGGACUCGACAACAGCCGGACACUUCUACCGGACAAGGCGCAGACCGACUACAGGAACAUGUUGCGGCCAUCCGCCUCCGACAGAGAGCCGACAAGCUCCAGGUCAUCAAAAGAAGCUUCAACUCGCUUGGGCAAAAACCAGCAGCAUCGCCUGAUUUCCUGGAUUCAGAGGAGAUCUUCAGGGAUGCAAAACCCCUUCCGACUGUACCCCACGAAUUAGUGACUGCUCUCACUGUCGGCAAAACAACUGCUGGUCCGCACUUGCAGGAGCUCAUCGAUCAACUGGAAAAGCAUGUUCUUCAAACCAAGCUCCUGCUGAGACGUGAGGAGCAGCUGCUGGAAAAGGUCAAGUCACGAUCCGUCGCCAGACCAGGAAACAUCAGUGAAAGCGCCAAACUCGCGGCGCUUGAGCGAACUAGAGCUGAGCUCAUCAGCUGGAUAGAGACGGAGCUCGGAAAGGCCGCGGCGGAUGAGGGUGCUGCCGAAGGACAAGACGCGCAAAGGCAUCGUCCCCGCGGGGAUUCCUUCAACAUGGAGGAACAGCUCGGAAGCAUCAAGGAGAAGUACGCCCAGUAUCUCGGAGCACGGCAGGCUCUUCUUCAACUUGCCAGUCAACGGCCUCUGCCCGUCAUGAAACCUCCAGUGAAGGAAGCGAAACCACAAGAUGCUUCGGCACCCAGACCACCUCCCACUGCACACCUCUUGUCGCCCCAACUCGAGCAGCUGCUUUCUCUCUCGCACGAGCAGAAAGGGUUCAUCGCUGAGAAGUCCCACCUCAAUGCCGCCAUUUCUAAACAACUGAAGGAGAACAGUCAAGUUCUGGAGCACCUGGCCGAAGAAAGUCAUCUGAUCCCGGCUCACCCAAUGCCAGGAGCUCCAGGGUCUAGCACAGCAUUUGCUGAUGCGGUGUCGGCCACGAAGAUUUCCGGUCUAACCAACAAGGUCAAGCCCUGGGUGUUUGCUGCCGACUCUGCCAAAAUCUCAACGCUGGAAGCCGUGGCCGAGAAGAUCGAGGAGGGACAGAUUGCCCUUGAGAGCUCGAUGCGGACGCUUGAGGAGAUCGAUGAAUUGCUUGGGCAGUUGCCAGACAAGAAGCAGGAGGAGGAACAGCCCAGCACAGGCGAGGACGACCUCUGGCUGGCCGAGGGGCAACAUGCGGGCAAAAGCGCUGGGGCGAGAAAACAUACCCUUCGAAAGGCAGACACACCGGCACAACCCAACACCGUUUGGGACACAUUAGAUGGAAAGCUCGGUUUACUUCGCCCCGAGAGAGAUACCAUAUGA